AUGGCUUUGCGUAUCAAAGAAAAAGCAACUAAAGAACAAGCAGUUGUCCACGCAAUUCUAUCAGCCGGUUUGGUGCAUGCAGUUACAAGAAACUGUUCGAAGGGGGUACUACAAUCGUGCGGUUGCAAUCCCAAGUUGAGAUCUUCGAUUCCUGCUAAUCCAAGGUACAUAACAUCAAGCGGGUUGGUACGAUCGAAAAAUAAUUUGAAACAAUCAAAGAUCCAAUGGUCAUGGGGAGGUUGCUCUGAUGACGUUGAGUAUGGUCAGUCCCUGGCGAAAAAGGUGCUUGACGAUUUAGAAGUAGGAUUUGACUCCCAAACGUACGCGAAUUUACAUAACAACCUGGUGGGGCGAAUGAUAAUUCGUAACACGAUGAUCAAGAAAUGUCGAUGUCACGGGGUCUCCGGCAGCUGCUCACUUCAAACGUGUUGGUUGCAAGUCGCUCCAUUCCAGAAAGUCGCCGAGGUUAUUAGGCAACGUUACAAAAAAGCGGUAAAAAUAAUGGUUGAAAACAGAGCAACUUUCGAGCCCAGCCCAACGGCACCACCAAGAGUACACGACCUCAGCAACCAUCAACUUGCGUUUAUUGAAAGAUCUCCCGAUUAUUGCAUACCGGAUAGCACGAUAGGAUGGCCAGGAACCAAAGGAAGGCCCUGUCUGCGGGGACGUUCCAAAGGAAACACGUUGCUAGAAAGACGAAGUUGCAAAAAUCUAUGCAGGCAUUGCGGACACAGGGUUCGAAAGUACAAGAGACAAGUGAAGAAAAAUUGCAACUGCAGUUUUAUAUGGUGCUGUGAAGUUAAAUGUGACAAUUGUACAGAAGUUGUUGAAGAAUUCUUUUGUGAUUGACGAUUAGCUAAGUUUAU
Photinus pyralis (common eastern firefly) is the source of this 866-nucleotide messenger RNA. RefSeq names its product protein Wnt-8a-like. Lineage: Eukaryota; Metazoa; Arthropoda; Insecta; Coleoptera; Lampyridae. The transcript has 4 exons. The coding region runs from base 1 to 849 and encodes 282 amino acids. Gene Ontology annotation, cellular component: extracellular region. Gene Ontology annotation, biological process: multicellular organism development; neuron differentiation; canonical Wnt signaling pathway. Gene Ontology annotation, molecular function: cytokine activity; frizzled binding. The record is from RefSeq and is a predicted model, not a curated record.